UUUCAUGUAAAUAUGGCGGUAGUUUAGAUCAAGGUUUUUUAGUUGUUUAAAGCUCAUAAUUUUAACGUUAUUAAAUAUAUAUCUGGCUAAUAUUUUGCGUGAAAAGCUGAAUAAUGUCAGAAGGGGCGAACAAACGCCUGAAGCGUGUGACGGUAGAUCUAGUCGACUGUGAGGGGAACGUCGGUAAGCGGGGCCUGAAAUUUGCAGAUCAGCGAUUGGCACCACCUGACUGGAGUCAGCUGCCGUACGAGAUUCUGCUGCAAGUCUUCCGUUACCUGAACGACAACAGCGACAAGUACCACGCCGCCCUCACCUGCAAGUCUUGGCUCCGCCCACUCUCAGAGCCUUCCCUGUGGCAGUCCGGAGAUUUUGUUUUCAAUGCAAAAAGUCGGACAAGAGCCGUCAGAUUUGUGAGAAUCGCUGGCCAAUCAUUACGUCACUUUAGAGCUGAUUACCCAGAGCCGAAAGGCUUGAUAUAUUGUAACGAAGAGGUGUAUCAGUUUCUGGCUAACUUAAUCAACUCACGCAACCAACGACUAGUGACCUUUAAGAUGACCAACUUGCAAUAUUUGGAUAAUUGUAAUGUAUCCGACGUGAAGUCUACGAGUAUAAUCUGUAAUCUCCUGACUAAUCUACUGGGCCAACAACAUCAGCUGCGUGUAUUGGAUCUCAGCAACAGCCCGAUGUCUUUCAAACAAGGGUUAGAGCUAUUGAAGGCUGUCACCACCAACUGUAGCAGCACAGUCCACACGCUUGUGCUAAAUAAAUUCUUCCAGAGUAAGUUAACCUGCCCUACAGCUUUGUCCAAAUUCGUCAACUCUGUCUGCAGCUUCAAAAACUUGUCAGACCUGGAGCUGAGCUACGACCACCUGUGUGAUGAUCUGCUGCUAAAUCUGGCCAAGAACUCACCAAACCUGAAAGUGAUCACACUUCGAGCGGAUGGCGAUUCCUCGGCUGAUAAAAUUACCUGUGCAGCAUGGCAGCAGCUGACAGCAGCGUGUCCAGAGCUCCAAGCUGUUGUGUCGAUCAACAAACCGAAACAGGCAUUUUUUGACCAAGGACCAAGUGAAAUCCUCACACUCUCCAUGCCAUUAUACAAAGUCAGCUGGGACGCUGGUCUCAUCGCCAUUCAAAACAUAGAACAGUUCUUUCAGCGGGUAUCACGUGACUUUCAGAACACCUUACACCAUAUAGAGCUAAAAACUGGUGUACGGCUGGACAAGAUAUGCUUUGAGCUGUUGUUUAAAAGUUUCCAGACUUGCAGGCACCUGGACUCCGUGUCUGUAGAUGUCACCUGUGACAGGAGAAGUGACCAGGACGAUUACAUGUUCGUCAUCACAGAUGUCAUGACGCGAUGUCCAGUGUCGUAUGAUGUCAUACUGAACGGUCACAAAGUCAAUGGCAGUCCUUCAGUCUGACACUGAUGGUGUUUGCUGUACUGUGCUCUAUGUUGAAUGGUUUACCAUUGAGUUUAGAUUUUGUUAUUA
This is a messenger RNA of Physella acuta, 1487 nucleotides long. RefSeq names its product F-box/LRR-repeat protein 21-like. NCBI's taxonomy places the organism in Eukaryota, Metazoa, Mollusca, Gastropoda, Physidae. The record is from RefSeq and is a predicted model, not a curated record. Gene Ontology annotation, molecular function: protein binding.